AUGAGCCUUCGAAAGAUCAACUUCGUCACUGGAAACGCUGGAAAAUUGCGAGAAGUUAAGGAGAUUUUGAAGAAUUUUGAGGUAACCAACGUGGAUGUGGACCUGAACGAAUAUCAAGGAGAGCCGGAAUUCAUUGCGGAGCGAAAGUGUAAAGAGGCCGUCGAAGCGGUGAAGGGACCCGUCUUGCGCUCCACCGAGAAUCGUACACGCUACGCGACCGCAACGCAUGAAAAUCAAUACAAACAAUUAUCAUAA
This is a messenger RNA of Caenorhabditis remanei, 255 nucleotides long. RefSeq lists its product as uncharacterized. Gene Ontology annotation, cellular component: cytoplasm. The transcript is spliced from 3 exons. Bases 1 to 255 code for a protein of 84 amino acids. The record is from RefSeq and is a predicted model, not a curated record. Gene Ontology annotation, biological process: nucleoside triphosphate catabolic process. NCBI's taxonomy places the organism in Eukaryota, Metazoa, Nematoda, Chromadorea, Rhabditida, Rhabditidae. Gene Ontology annotation, molecular function: nucleoside triphosphate diphosphatase activity.